Messenger RNA from Thelazia callipaeda (thelaziosis nematode), 882 nucleotides. The record is from the annotation of a GenBank genome assembly. Lineage: Eukaryota; Metazoa; Nematoda; Chromadorea; Rhabditida; Thelaziidae.
AUGUCAUUUCUGGACUACAUUAAAUUGGAUCAAGAAAUCCUUGUUGGUGCAGCAAGUCAAGUGCAGCGACUCAAGAUGUACCCUUAUUUCGAUUUGGCACAUUAUUUACUCAUGACUAUAUCAGUUCGCGAUGAUCUAGCUAGUGGAGCUGCACUAUUCUCCCGAAAACAUCCACUGAGUUGCUGGCUCUCCUCGAUGUUAAUGUGUUUUGCAGGCAGUAUUCUAGCUAACUUUCUUCUUGGUGAACCAGUCAUUGCACCUUUCAAGCGACACGAUGACAUUUUAUUGGCUUCAAUUGUUUGGUACUUUGUGUUUUAUUCUCCUUUCGACAUAGUCUAUAAAAUAUCAAGGCUUUUACCUGUACAAGUUAUGUUAAGUGUUAUGAAAGAAAUACGAAAAGCUUACAAGGUAAAUCAUGGAGUUUCAUAUGCUUCAAAAUUAUAUCCCAAUUCGUAUCUUGUACACAUUCUUGUGGGAACUGCUAGGGGAGCUGGUUCAGGAAUUUUGCGAACAGUUGAACAGCUUGUACGAGGUGUAUGGAUACCCACUCACAAUGAAGUGCUUCGACCAUCGUUCUCGACCAAAGCGUGUCUCAUCGUUUCAAUUAUUUUUGUAAUGGAUAAACAUUCGCGAUAUAUAUCUGCUCCACAUGAUAUCAUUUAUUUGACUGUCGUUGGCUUUUUUGUCUAUUUCAAACUAAGCGCCUUGUUGUUGAACGUUCAGGACCCAUUUGCACCUUUCGAGAACCUCUUCUGUGCAGUAUUUAUGGGUGGAAUUUGGGAUGCUAUGUCACGGGCCAUUACUGCUAGUCGAGAACGAAGAGCUGUUGGUCAGAAAGCAGAAAACGGGGCUUUACCUACAGAACCAAAGAAAGACUUGUAA